AAACCAAAGUUCUAAUUGCAUAAUUGGUUAAAAAUCAAAUUCACGUCCAUGAAGUCAAUCAGUUGUGAAGCUUUUUUAUGUGAAACACAGCCACCAGUAUACAAGUUAAAGGAGGAAAAAAGAUAGACGUCAAAUCCCCUCGUCUCCCUCCACAGUUGAAAUGGAGAUGAAAAACUUGCAAGUUGCCUUCUAUCCUUUCCUUCUCACCUUUGUCUUCUUCAUAGUCGUGGUCUUGAGGAUUUCUAGAAAAUCAGGAGACUCCUCAAAGUCUUCCUCAUCACUGCCUGAGGGACUUGGCCAAGAGAUAUGGUCCUGUAAUGCACCUGCAACUCGGAGAAGUCCCAACCUCCGUCUUCUCCUCACUAGAAACUGCUAGAGAUGUGCUCAAGACUCAUGACCUCAUUUUCGCUAGCUGGCCCCGUCUCCAUUCUCUCAAGUUACUGACUUACAAUUAUUCGGACCUUAGACUUGCACCAUAUGGAGACUACUAGCAACAACUGAAAAAAAUAUGCACAACCGAGCUGCUGAGUCCCAUGCGCACAUUUCGAUCAUUCAGACCAGUGAGGGAAGAAGAGGACUUACCGUCAUUUCAAGGGCUGCCCUCGGUGGAAAGUCCAAGCACCAUGAAGAAUUAAUUCAGGAAGCUUGGUCCGGACAUUGUGGAAUUAUUUGCAGGCUUGAGUCUCGUUGGUCUCUUCCCUUCCAUGAAGUUACUUCAUCUUAUCCAUGCAAUAAUGAGUCCUAAAUCCAAGAAUCUGCAUCACAAAGCAGACGGAAUCCUUGAAAACAUCAUCAUGGAACACAAAGCUAAGAGAGCUAGCAGAUGGAUUGAAAUAGAUGAUCUUGUGUAUGUGCUUUUGGAUCUUCAAGAGCAUGGAAAACUUGAAAUGCCCUUUAAAACAGACAACAUCAAAGCUGUUAUAAUGGAUAUAUUCAUGGGUGGUGACGAGACAUCAACCGUCAUUGUGGAAUGGGCAAUGUCAGAAAUGCUAAAAAAUCUGAGAGUAGUGGAAAAGGCACAGCCUGAGGUGAGGCGUGUCUUUCCCAGAGAAGGUAGUGCCGAUGAAGCAGGCAUAAGGGAGCUGAAGUACUUAAAUCUAGUAAUCAAAGAAACCUUGAGAUUACACCCUGCUGAAGAGAAAGCAGAGGGAGCUGAGAAGUUCUUACCUGAGAGAUUUUUGGACAGCACAGCUGAUUAUAAAGGUAGUGGCUUUGAAUUUAUACCAUUUGGUGCUGGUAGAAGGAUGUGUGUUCGCAUUUCUUCUGCUCCUGCCAUUAUUGAGCCUGAACCUGCGAAUCUGCUUUACCAUUUUGAUUGGAAACUCCCCGAGGGACAGAAUCCUGAAAAUUUCGAUAUGACUGAAGAUUUCAGAGGUGUAGCAAGAAGAAAACAUGAUCUUUGGUUAGUCCCCAUUCCUUAGUAUCCAAUGAAUUCUUAGUGAAACUACUCUUAAUUUGUAGCAUCAAAACAUGUACUUAGUUUCAUCAUCUAGCAUGUAUAAGGUCUUCUGUAUAUCAAUAUAUCAAUCUCAAUAUAUAUUUUCUCUAAUCACUUUGAAGUUAUGUUUGCCUUGUUUACAGCUUUGAUUGUAUUUGUCUGAAGUGAUACAAAUGAACAAUAAAAACUGUCACUUUUA
Messenger RNA from Rubroshorea leprosula, 1637 nucleotides. NCBI's taxonomy places the organism in Eukaryota, Viridiplantae, Streptophyta, Magnoliopsida, Malvales, Dipterocarpaceae. The record is from the annotation of a GenBank genome assembly.